Molecule: messenger RNA, 1851 nt
Organism: Rhizopus microsporus ATCC 52813
Lineage: Eukaryota; Fungi; Mucoromycota; Mucoromycetes; Mucorales; Rhizopodaceae
Exons: 5
Coding region: 1-1851 (616 amino acids)
Biological process (GO): transmembrane transport
Cellular component (GO): membrane
Molecular function (GO): ABC-type oligopeptide transporter activity; ATP hydrolysis activity; ATP binding
Source: RefSeq, a predicted model, not a curated record
AUGCAUAAGCGAUGCAGCCGUUCCUUUCUGACAAGUCAACCGUUAUGUAAUAGUCAGCCAAAGCAAGAGAUAGCCAACAAGUCAAACAAGGGCGAUGUAGUUCGUCUGCUUAAACUAGCCAAACCAGAAUCAAAAAAUAUAGCUGCUGCAACUGGUCUUUUGGCUGUGUCUUCGGCUAUUACUAUGUCAGUACCAUUCUCUAUGGGCAAAAUCAUUGAUAUUGUUACAAAUCCAACUAUAGACAGCUACAUGGGGUUAACCAUGCCUGAGUUUGCAGGAGUCUUAUCAGUGGUAUUUACUGUUGGUGCAGCAGCAAACGCUGGUCGAGUUUUAUUGUUUAGAACAUCAGGAGAAAGAAUCAUUCAAAGACUGCGCAAUGACCUUUACAAGACAAUUUUAAAGCAGGAUAUGUCAUUUUUCGAUAAAAAUCGGACCGGCGAGUUAAUAUCGCGAUUAUCUACAGAUACGGCUAUUGUUGGAAAAAGUCUAACAAAUAACGUGAGCGACGGUUUAAGGGCCUUGGCUACCGCUACUGUAGGCUCCACCAUGAUGGUGAUUAUUAGUCCAAAGCUAACAAGCAUAAUGAUGCUAAUUGUACCUCCUGUUGCUGCUUUUGGUAUUAUCUACGGCCGUUAUGUCAAAUCGCUAUCUAGACAAACACAAACAGCACUUAGUGAGAUUACAAAGGUGGGAGAAGAACGUCUUAGCAAUGUUCGUACGGUUCAAGCAUUUGCUAAAGAGGACGUUGAAGAAAAGCGAUAUGCUCUUCGUGUAGAGGAUGUCUAUCAAUUAGCGAAAAAAGAGGCUAUAGCUAGUGGUGCAUUCUUUGGCGGUGCAGGAUUGUCGGGUAAUCUUGCUGUGCUAGCUGUAUUAUGGUAUGGUGGCCAAAUGGUAAUGCAAAACACAAUCACUAUUGGCGAAUUGACAUCCUUUAUGCUUUACACUGCCUAUGUUGGCACAGCUUUGGGCGGUAUGACUCAGUUUUAUUCCGAGUUUAUGAAGGGUGUAGGUGCAUCAGAUCGUAUAUUUAAUCUUUUACAACGCAAGAGUUCUAUUUCAACUGAUGGAGGAAGGUUAUUAUCCGACCUAAAAGGGAGAAUCAUAUUUAAAGAUAUUGACUUUGCUUAUCCUACUCGUCGUCAGUCACCUAUUUUCAAAAACUUCUCUCUCACAGUUGAGCCUGGUACUGUAAUUGCCAUCGUUGGUCCUUCAGGAACAGGUAAAUCGACAAUUGGAUCUCUUUUACUUCGUUACUAUGACCCUGUUGCUGGAAAUAUCUAUAUUGAUGAUACAAAUAUCAAGGACAUCAAUCUGCGUUGGUGGCGAGAGCAAGUCGGCGUCGUUUCACAAGAGCCUACACUAUUUGCAGGCACUAUUGCUGAAAAUAUUGCUUAUGGGCGCGAAAAUGCUACCAUGGAAGAAAUCAUGGAGGCUGCUACUAAAGCCAACUGUGCUACAUUUAUCAACAGCUUUCAUGAUGGGUAUAAUACACUAGUAGGUGAGCGAGGUGUCAGUUUGAGCGGCGGACAGAAGCAACGUAUUGCAAUUGCUCGAGCUUUACUCAAGAAUCCCAAGAUACUGAUAUUAGACGAAGCAACGAGUGCGCUUGAUUCUGAAUCAGAGGUCUUGGUUCAAGAGGCUUUGAAUCGCUUGAUGCAUGGUCGCACUGUGUUUACAAUUGCUCAUCGUCUUUCCACUAUUCGCUCUGCUGAUAUAGUUGCAUGCUUAAGUGAUGGCAAGGUUGCUGAGCUUGGUACUUAUCAGGAUCUUUUAAGUCGCGAGAAUGGUGUUUUCCGCAAUUUAGUAGAGCUACAGUCUUUAAGAGGAGAAAGCGAGAAUAACCAUCGAUAA